AUGACAACAACUUCAUUUGUCGGCGACACGAAAAAGGUACGGAGCCCAACGCACAUGAUGGAAGCAAGCACAGGCCACGAUCACGAUGGCAUGCACAUGGGAGACGGAGACGAUACGUGCUCUAUGAACAUGCUAUUCUCAUGGUCAUACAAAAACACUUGUAUUGUCUUUGAAUGGUGGCAUAUCAAGACCUUGCCUGGGCUAAUUUUAAGUUGUUUAGCAAUUUUUGGGAUGGCAUAUCUUUACGAGUAUCUAAAAUACUGCAUCCAUAAAAAACAAUUGUCGCAGAGAGCAUUGCUGCCUAAUCGUUCUCAAGUUAAGAUUAAUCAAGCCGACAAAGUUUCCAAUAGCAUUCUAUAUGGCCUACAAGUUGGAUUUUCGUUUAUGCUGAUGCUUGUGUUCAUGACUUACAACGGCUGGUUGAUGUUAGCUGUGGUAUGUGGAGCAAUAUGGGGAAAUUACAGUUGGAGUGCCUCGUACUAUCCUGAGAUAGAUGACAGUUCGCUUGCCUGCCAUUGA
Saccharomyces kudriavzevii IFO 1802 is the source of this 519-nucleotide messenger RNA. It is a transcript of the gene CTR2, whose product is annotated as low-affinity Cu transporter. NCBI's taxonomy places the organism in Eukaryota, Fungi, Ascomycota, Saccharomycetes, Saccharomycetales, Saccharomycetaceae. Gene Ontology annotation, molecular function: copper ion transmembrane transporter activity. The transcript has a single exon. Gene Ontology annotation, cellular component: membrane. The coding region runs from base 1 to 519 and encodes 172 amino acids. The record is from RefSeq and is a predicted model, not a curated record. Gene Ontology annotation, biological process: copper ion transmembrane transport.